This is a messenger RNA of Neoarius graeffei (lesser salmon catfish), 1398 nucleotides long. RefSeq names its product transcription factor CP2-like 1 (gene tfcp2l1). Gene Ontology annotation, biological process: regulation of transcription by RNA polymerase II. Lineage: Eukaryota; Metazoa; Chordata; Actinopteri; Siluriformes; Ariidae. The record is from RefSeq and is a predicted model, not a curated record. Bases 1 to 1398 code for a protein of 465 amino acids. Gene Ontology annotation, cellular component: nucleus. Gene Ontology annotation, molecular function: RNA polymerase II cis-regulatory region sequence-specific DNA binding; DNA-binding transcription activator activity, RNA polymerase II-specific. The transcript has 16 exons.
AUGUACCCGCAAAACGCGCAGUCGGGUUGUGGAAGAGAAACAGUAGCUACACUGCUGAAGGCCGAGCUGGAGCGACAGUCAGCUGGAUGUCAGGCCAAACUAUUCCCCUUUCAAUAUAUUUUGUGUGCAGCCACUUCUCCAGCUGUCACACUGCAUGAAGAAACUCUCACCUACCUCAACCAGGGUCAGUCCUACGAAAUCCGUAUGCUUAACCGAAAUCUGUUGGAGUGUGCACAUUUAAGCAGCAAGUGGGUGAAGAGUCUCAGCAUUGUCCGUGUGGUGUUUCAUGAUCGGCGCCUGCAAUACAGCGAGUACCAACAGUUGGAGGGAUGGAGCUGGAACCGGCCAGGAGACAGAAUUCUGGAUCUUGAUACUACCCUCUCUGUGGGGAUAAUAGAGUCUCAAGCUAAUCCACUGCAGCUGAACACUGUUGAGUUCCUCUGGGAUCCUAUCAAAAAUGCUUCAAUAUUCAUUCAAGUAAACUGUAUUAGCACGGAGUUUACACUCAGGAAACAUGGUGGAGAGAAGGGAGUUCCCUUCCGGAUUCAGGUCGAUACUUUCAUACAGAACGAGCAUGGAGAAUACCUGGAGCAUGUGCACUCUUCCAGCUGCCAAAUCAAAGUGUUCAAGCCAAAAGGAGCAAAUCGUAGGCUGAAGACAGACAGAGAGAAAAUUGAGAAAAAGAGUCUUCAAGACAGAGAAAAAUAUCAACAAUCCUUUGAAACUACUAUACUUACUGAGUGUUCUCCCUGGCCUGAUAGUCCAUCCAUCAGCAGUCUAAGCAGCAGUCUGUCUCCUGUGUGCCAUAUCUCAGCUUCUCACAACUUCAAGGAUGGACACUGCUCUCUGAACCAGUGGAAGGAGCUACUCCUGCCCAGCUGCUCUGCUCAGCUUGUGCCCUCACUGUCCCCUCAGGAAGCACAGGAAUGGCUCCACCGGAACAGGUUCUCAUCUUUCUGUAGGCUUUUCUCCAACUUCACAGGUGCUGAUUUGGUUAAGAUGAGCCGAAAUGACUUUGUUCAGAUCUGCGGUCCUGCUGAUGGGAUCCGCCUGUUUAAUGCCAUUAAAGGGAGGUGUAUCCAGCCACGCCUCACAGUGUACGUUUCCCUACAGAAGCACAAAAAUCAGCCAAACAGCAAAUCAUGCAAUGAUGAUGUAUACCAUGCCUUGUCCUUGGAGCACUUAACUCUGCUUGAGCUCACUGAGAAGAUAGCGGGUCUAUACAGUGUUCCAGUACAGCAAAUCUGCCAUGUUUACAGACUAGGACCAAUGGGGAUAUACGUCCUGGUUUCAGAUGAGAUGGUGAAGAAUUUCACAGAUGAAACAAGAUUCAUAAUAAGUGCUCUAAAAGUGAUGAUGGAUGAAAGUAAUGAGGGGUACCAUGUUCUACUGAAAUGA